This is a messenger RNA of Culex pipiens pallens (northern house mosquito), 2343 nucleotides long. RefSeq names its product ATP-binding cassette sub-family B member 10, mitochondrial. Lineage: Eukaryota; Metazoa; Arthropoda; Insecta; Diptera; Culicidae. The coding region runs from base 169 to 2214 and encodes 681 amino acids. The record is from RefSeq and is a predicted model, not a curated record. Gene Ontology annotation, biological process: transmembrane transport. Gene Ontology annotation, molecular function: ABC-type oligopeptide transporter activity; ATP hydrolysis activity; ATP binding. Gene Ontology annotation, cellular component: membrane. The transcript is spliced from 7 exons.
CCAGCCAUCACCCACAGAACCAGUACCAAAACAUUACAGCUCUCUUGCCUUGCUGCUGCACGAAUAUCACAACAUUUCAUCAGUGCGAUUCUCGACGAUGCACGGUCAACACGGUCCGGUUGUGCAUGAUUCUUGUUAGUUGUGAUUCUAGUUAACCCGCGGACCAACAUGAUGAGCAUAGUUAUUCUGAAUGGCCACCGCCAGCUGCUGCCGGGCCUGUGUCGCCGCUCCUUCCGAAAUGUUCAGCUGGCGUUACGUCACUACGAAUCCAUGCCACGGCGGACCUCCGCUGGUCACUUGCGUGUGACACACACAUUUCGUAACGCCACCCCGCUGAACCUGCGACGAUUGGUACGGGGAGCAGCGACAAGUUCUUCCGCGGCAAGCGAUAAUGCACCAUCAUCACCACCUGUUGGGAAACAGGCAAAGGCCACAAAGGUCGCGUUGAAAUCUACGGACGUGAAACGACUGCUGGAGUUUGCGAAACCGGAACGAUGGAACAUUGCGGGAGGAGUCAGCUGCCUCAUGAUUUCGUCUGCCAUUACGAUGUCCGUACCGUUUGGUUUGGGGAAGAUUCUGGAUAUUAUCUACUCGACGUCGGCUGAAACUGGCAUAGCAAAGGAAAAGCUUGACCAAUUUUGUCUUUUGCUGGGCGGAGUAUUUCUUCUCGGAGGGUUGGCCAACUUUGGAAGAGUUUACCUGUUUAGUAACGCUUCUCUGCGAAUAACGAAAAACAUCCGUUCAAAAGUAUACAGCUCCAUGCUGAACCAGGAAGCGGGUUGGUUCGAUCAACGAGGCACCGGUGAGCUGGUUAAUCGAUUGUCCUCGGACACAUACCAGGUUGGAAAUUCUCUCAGCAUGAACCUCUCCGAUGGACUGCGUUCCACGGCAAUGAUCCUGGCCGGGGCCGGCAUGAUGGUUUACACGUCACCCCAACUAGCCCUUGUCGGGAUGUGCAUUGUGCCGUGCGUGGCAGGAGUGGCCGUCGUUUACGGUCGUUUCGUGAGAAACAUUACGAAGGAACUCACCGACAAGUUCGCCGACGUCAUGAAAGUGGGCGAAGAAAGGCUGGGCAAUAUUAAGACGGUGAAGAUGUUCUGCAAGGAAAUGUACGAAAAGAAACUGUUUACGGAACAGCUGAUUGAUGCUCUGAACAUUGGCUAUCGGGAAACGAAAGCCAGAGCGACGUUUUAUGGAAUGACCGGCCUCUCUGGCAACAUCAUCAUCCUUUCGGUGCUGUACUACGGCGGAACCAUGGUCAGCAACAGUGAAAUGACCGUUGGCGCGCUAACAUCGUUUAUCCUGUACGCGGGAUACACUGCCAUCUCCAUUGGAGGCCUUAGCAACUUUUACACCGAACUGAACAAGGGCGUCGGAUCGGCCACCAGGCUUUGGGAAAUCAUCGACCGGAAGCACACCAUUCCAGUCGAGGGUGGACUCGAACUGCGGCAGGCACCCAGCGGAGAAAUUGUGUUCAACAGUGUUCAUUUUAACUAUCCUAGCCGGCCCGAUGCGGCCGUUCUGAGCGGGCUAAGUUUACGCAUCGAACCGGCCACAUCGACUGCGGUUGUGGGCAGAAGCGGUUCCGGCAAGUCGACGCUGGCUUCGCUCUUGCUACGAUUGUACGAUCCCAAUUCCGGAAGCAUUCAAUUGGACGGUCACGAUCUUCGUGAACUCAAUCCCAUGUCUUUGCGGAGUUACAUUGGUGCCGUAAAUCAGGAACCAAUCCUGUUCAGUGGAUCAAUUCGCGAAAACAUUCUGUACGGACUGAACAUGGGCGAUCGAGUUUCGGAAAGUACGUUCGAACGAGUUGUUCGCGAGGCCCACGUGCACGAGUUUGCGCAAGAUUUUCCCCAAGGUCUGGACACGCUUGUCGGUCAACGGGGAGUCAUGCUGAGCGGUGGACAGAAGCAGCGGGUGGCGAUUGCGAGGGCAAUCAUAAGGAACCCCAAGAUUCUAAUCCUUGACGAGGCUACCAGCGCACUGGACGCAGUUUCGGAGCAGCUGAUCCAGGAUGCGUUGGAGAACUUGACGAAAAACCGAACGGUUCUGACGAUAGCGCACCGGCUAAGUACGAUUCGAAACGCGACCAACAUUGCCGUGCUGCAGGAUGGUAAAAUCGUGGAGCACGGAAACUAUCUCGACCUUAUGGCGAUGGAGAAGGGUAUUUUUAAGGAGCUCGUCCAGCGGCAAACAUUCUCGACGACGGCGUGAAAAAUUGAAGGUUUUUUGGUAUUUCUAGCGUAAUAAAAGAGUCGUGUGCUAUGUUAAUUAGGGAAACGGUACUUGUUGUGUUUGUAAUUAUUACAAUUUGUUUAUAAUAAUAAAAGAAUAUUGCUAAUA